AUGCGCAGCCGGCCAGCCACGCUCCUCGGGCGCCUAGCGCGCCUGGCCGCGUGGGUGCUGUGCGCGGCCGUCGCCUCCGCCGCCGCCGCCAUCGAGUUCCCGCUCACCGACAUGCCGUGGAAGCAGGCCUUGCUGCCGUGCGCGUGCAGCCGCCCCGACGCCCUCGACUGUGCCGAGCGCGGCAAGUCCACACUGGAAGCGCAGGACUUCUGCAACACCUCCGCCCUCCGGACCAUCAACCUGUACGACAACGCCUUCACAGCCUUCCCCGACGGCGUGGGCUCGGCCGCCGCCGUCGACUUGUCGCUCAACCAGCUCGAGUGCCUGCCGCGCGCCGACCAGUUGAAUCCUGCCAUCGAGACGCUCGACCUCUCCAGGAACAAGAUUUCCAACGUCAGCACCGAGUUGCAGCCGUUGGCUCGCCUGCAACUGCUUCGUGUCAGCCGCAACCGGCAUAUUAAGCAUCUGCAUUUCCUGCCAAACCCGUGUGCUCUAAAACAUCUUCACGCCGCUUUCAACGAAAUAGAAAACUUGGAUGGUCCUCUUGGUUUAUGCUUCGAACUCGAGACUUUGGAUUUGUCUCUGAACAGAGUGACAUCGCUUCCGGAAGACGCUUUUUCAAAUUUCACAGAAUUACGAGUUCUCGACUUGUCCUGGAACCGCGUUAUGGUGUUUGGGCUGCAAACAUUUGCGGUCCUUACUCAGCUUCAACGUCUUAAUUUGGAAUCUACUGGACUUCAGAGUGUUCCUGAAGAACUGUUUGCCAACUUAACUCAAUUGGAACGUCUGAACCUCGCUGGCAACUGGUUGGAAUCGUUGCCAAAUGGUUUGUUUUCAACUCUCACAAAGCUAGUUCGUUUAGACUUAUCUCGUAACCGCUUUGAAACUUUCCCUUCGGACGGAAUAAGAUGCAUCGAAUCUCUCGAAGUGCUGGACCUGUCAGACAACCGAUUAGCCGUCAUUCCGGCUGAAGCAUUCAUUACAUUUUCAAACCUAAGUGUGGUGCACCUAUCGGAAAACAAUAUCUCCGCGCUUUGUGCAGAAACGUUUGCAGGCCUUACCAAACUUAACUUCCUUACCCUCAGCGGAAAUCCGUUAUCAACAGUGACUCCAGGAUUGCUCAGCAAUAUAACCAGCUUGAGAUUCAUGACUCUUUCGCUUAACGUGUUCGAUACAGCUGAAUUAGAGGAGCUGAGAGGAGUAAAGUACAUCCACUUGGGUCCCAGUGGAAUCACGUCACUGCCGUCACGAGCGUUUUCUUCCCUUCCAUACCUAAAAGCCCUCACAAUCUACGAAAACACCAUCCAGUCCAUGGCCGAAGACGCACUAGCAGGGCUUCCGCUGCUGGAGUUCUUGAGCCUGGGCGCCAACGAAAUCUCAUCCUUACCAUCCCGAAUUUUCGCCACAUCGAUUCGCUUGUUGGAUUUACAUCUCUGGCAUAAUCACAUCUCCAAGUUGCCGGUAAACGUGUUUGCGAACUUGUAUCGCCUCAAGGGGCUGCACUUGAACAGGAACCAGCUGUCGGAGUUACCAAGAGGGUUGUUUCACGGAACCCCGUUUCUGGAGAAGCUGGACCUCUCCAACAACCAACUGCGCUCUCUGCCGCCGCGCAUCUUUUCCAAUCUGCGCUUCCUGCGAGAGCUCAGCCUAGCGGACAACCAGCUGACGCGUCUCCCGGCCUACGACCCGGGGUGCGUCUCCCUGCAAGAAGUGACGUUCGAGCGCAACAGCUUCACGCGUCUGCCGCGCGGCGCGCUCAUGUCGUGGCUGGAGGCGCGCGGCAAGGAGCGCUACGUGAACCUGGAGGACGACGGGGAGAUCAAGGCGGAGACGCUGCGCUGGGUGUUGGAGGAGCCCGGGCUGCGCCUGGCCGGCGACGAGCGCAGUGGCUGCAACUGCGGCAGCGUGCGCAGCGGGCGCGCGCUCGUGCGGCUGUGCGUGCACAUGCCGUGCUUCGAGCGGCCCGACUUCCCGCAGGACUGGGUGGCGGCCGUCAACGCCACUGGCCCCCGCGAGCGCACGCCCCCGCCCUGAGCGGCUCCGCGCAUCGGCUCACAAUGGAAAUGACCGACAAUGGAACGAGGAGCGUCGCCCCACUGAUGGCGUGUUCCAACGUACGUGGAUUUCGAGAUGCGGUUAUUUUAUGUACCGUCUAUUUUCGGUGUCGAAACGUUGCAUUUCAAUAUGCAAUUUACAACAGCCUUGUUCCUUACAAUAGUCCUAACACAUUUUGUUUGUGCAUUGUCUAUGAGUUAAAUACCCUAAUAUUGAUGUAUGAUUCCCACUCAGGGCUACCGUUGCUGGAGAUCUUGAAUCUCGGUACCUAUGAAGUCACGUGUUACCAUCUGAAUACUUUGGUGUAAUAUAAUACGGCGAUCGUUGUGCUGGGUUUGCAUCAGCGCCCAUCGUAUUGACAAAUAUAAAUGUCUCCGAUUUUGCAUUCUGAGUGAGAUAUCGGUUGGCUUUGAGAUUGCCACUUGAAACUAAAUAUAGCUCUUAAACUGGUUCAGGUUCCUCAAAACAAAUACUGAAAUUGUACAAAUAGGUCGCAUGGUGAUAUUUGCUUAAGCUUCCAGAAGGCGUGAAUAGCAAGUAACCAAUCGAAGCAUUGCUAAGUGAAUUAGAGGCUUGUUUUGAUAAGAAAAUCUGUAAACAGUGGUUAUUAUGAGAAUAGUUUACAAAGAAUACGUGGUUCAAGGUUAUCUCUGGGGCCAAAAGUCUCUAGAUUGCAUGUCAUAAAAGUGUAAAUAAGUGUCGAGAAAAUAUGAAAGAUUUUUUAUUGAUCAAAGAUUACGUGUAUGCAUGUGCUAAUUUCUAGGAAUUUAAUGAUUUCCCUUUACAUGCGACCCAUUCUAUCACUUGUGACGGUAGGAAUAUGAAAAGUACCUAAUGAAGCAUCCUAUUUUAAUUUGAAAAAAACACAUGUGAAAACAUAAUGUGAUGAACACAUUAAAAAAUAAUAUUUGUUAACAAGUGAAUGACGGUUGUGCGACCAUUUCCUCAUUUACAACACAAAAUUUGUCUGUAUGAUAUAGAUUUUUUCGUAUGGCAUAUUUAGUGAAGAAAAUAUCAUUAACCGCAUAAACAUUGUAUUUAUUUUAAUUUAAAUAACUUCACUUCCACAAAAUUCACUCCCAUAUUAUCACUUAUCUUAGCAACUCUAAAUGCUCUUCACUUUAUAAAACAAACACCCUUAUCAAAAUAUUAACACAGCUGGUACGACAAACAUAACACAAAAGCAAAACAUUAGUCAAAGUAUCGAGAUGCUAGCUUUUAAUCUUCGUACAAAGGGGCUCCAGUUAGUUUGAUGUUUCAAAAGAAAGUCUUGCUUUAAUAUUUGGAAGAAAAUCACUUUCAAAUCCACGCUUAAAUGUGAUGUUCCAAACAUUUUACAAAAAAGGUAUGUUCCGAAGAUGCUUGGUUUGUGAGGGAUUCUUGGUAAAUGUCCAUAAAGUCCGGAAUCAAGAUAAAGUCGCCUUUACUGUUAUCAAAUAUUCACGCAAGCAUUAUUGUUCCAUGUUGCUUUGAAAAAUAUGCAGAAAAGGGUUGCAGGAAAAGGGUUAAAAAAACAAAUUGAAAAUUAAUGGAUUCAUAAUAAUUAUUUCGAGUUAAAACAUAUAACUCAAAAUCACACAGAAGAACCAUUCAUGAUCUUAUUUUUUGUCUCAUGAAAUGUUCGUUACUAAUUGAUUAUGUUUAAUUCAUAUUUCUGUUUUAUUAAUAAGCUGGAUAUCUUCUGUAGAAAUGGAGUUUCGUUUAAUUUAUUUCUUAUAGCUAAAAUUUGUUCACUCAGAACAGAUUUUAAUAUUUAUUACAUGAUAUAAAAACGUUUGUUUUUUGGGAGGAAGGAAUACGAACUAGGGAUUCAACUAGUCAGGAAGUAAAUUCAAACAGUAUAGUCUUUAUGUGCUGUCUGAUAAUACGUGUAUUUUAAGAAAUAUGUUAAAUAUUAAUAAUAAAUAAUUUAAUGUAAACUUGAAAUAAUGUGUAUAAUGUUGCCAAAUGUACCAUCCUGUGUCCUUAUUGAUUUAUAUUUCAGGAAGUUCUGUAUAGUUGCAUGAUUUGCAACCCAAAUCAACUAAAGAGAUGACAUUAACUAUAAUUUUCUGCUAGACGGUGUGUAUUUCGUUGUAAAAUAAACAAUAUUUC
Gryllus bimaculatus (two-spotted cricket) is the source of this 4149-nucleotide messenger RNA. The record is from the annotation of a GenBank genome assembly. NCBI's taxonomy places the organism in Eukaryota, Metazoa, Arthropoda, Insecta, Orthoptera, Gryllidae.